AAUGGUUUCAUACAACGACAUACUCAAAGCAACGGACGGGUUUUCAGAAGCCAAUCUGCUUGGGAAGGGAAGAUAUGGUACUGUAUACAAAGGCACUCUAGAAAAUUUUGCUGCCGCUGUGAAGGUGUUUAAUCUGCAGCAAUCUGGAUCCUACAAGAGCUUCCUGGAUGAAUGUGAGGCACUAAGAAGAGUUAGGCACCGUUGCCUUGUAAAGAUCAUCACAUGUUGUUCAAGCAUCAACCACCAAGGCCAUGACUUCAGAGCGCUAGUCUUCGAGCUCAUGCCCAAUUUCAGCUUAGACCGCUGGAUCCACCCAGAUAUUGAAAGCCAAAACAGAAUGGGAACACUCAGCCUGUCACAGAGGUUAGAUAUCGCCGUUGACCUCGUGGAUGCUAUAGACUAUCUUCACAAUGGUUGCCAACCUUCCAUCAUCCAUUGCAAUCUCAAGCCAAGCAACAUUCUUCUCACAGAGGACAUGAGGGCUCGUGUUGGGGAUUUUGGCAUUGCUAGAAUUCUAAAAGAAGUUGCAAGCGAAGCUUCUGCAAGUUCCCUUAGCUCCAUGGGAAUAAGAGGAUCCAUCGGAUAUGUUGCUCCAGAAUAUGGAGAAGGGCUCCCAGUAUCUACUUAUGGUGAUGUGUACAGCCUUGGGAUCACCUUGAUCGAGAUGUUUACUGGAAGGUGCCCGACAGAUGAUAUGUUUAGAGAUGGGUUAACCCUGCAAUACUUUGCAGAGGCAGCAGGUCUAUCUGGGAAUGUCAUGGAGAUAGCAGACUCCAACAUCUGGCUGCAUGAUGAAGCAAAAGAUAGCACUAAUACAGAAAAUAUAACCAGAGCCAAGGAAUGUUUGGCUGCCAUCAUCCAGCUUUGUGUCCUAUGCUCAAAGCAAUUGCCCAGAGAAAGGAUGUCAACAAGUGAUGCUGCUGCAGAGAUGCAUGCCAUCAGAGAUGCCUACCUCGGUAGUCAGUGAAGUGAUGUUAAAUCAUAUGAAGAAACCACUACCAAAUGCCGAUAACCAUGGGUUCUCCAAGUAUAUUAUUGAGAUCUGUACUAUAUUGUGAUGUAAAGUCUAUCAACUGGUACUGUAUUAUUCACUUUAUACACGUUAUCAUUUGUGACAGCAUUGCUGUGGUCUAGGGUAUAAAGAACACAAGAACAUAUGCCUUCCAUCAG
Messenger RNA from Triticum aestivum (bread wheat), 1170 nucleotides. Its product is annotated as receptor kinase-like protein Xa21. The transcript has 2 exons. The coding region runs from base 2 to 967 and encodes 321 amino acids. Gene Ontology annotation, molecular function: ATP binding; protein kinase activity. Gene Ontology annotation, biological process: protein phosphorylation. Gene Ontology annotation, cellular component: membrane. The record is from RefSeq and is a predicted model, not a curated record. NCBI's taxonomy places the organism in Eukaryota, Viridiplantae, Streptophyta, Magnoliopsida, Poales, Poaceae.